Anolis sagrei ordinatus is the source of this 5324-nucleotide messenger RNA. The record is from RefSeq and is a predicted model, not a curated record. Lineage: Eukaryota; Metazoa; Chordata; Lepidosauria; Squamata; Anolidae.
GAAGCCAGAGCGCAGGCGCAGUAGGAGGAGGAGAAGAGGAGGGAGCGUGCACGCGCGCAUGUUGGCUGCCCGGGGCGCGUGCCCAAAGGCAUCCCCGGAUCUCAAAGCCCCGCCCCUUUUUGCUCCCCAUCAGUAGCCAGCAAUAACAGCAGGAGGAGGGCAGCCCCUUGCAAGAGGCCUGGGAUGGAUGACGAUAAGGAGAGCAUGGGAGAAGAGAAGAUGAAGGGGAUCCCUCUCUCUGCUGCACCAGCUAUUACUAGAGAUGGAGAGAAGAAGCUAGAGGCAGACCGACAACCUGUGAAAGAUGAAAGCAUCACCUGGGGAUCUUCAAGGAGAAAACGACUGAAGUUCAGAGUAAGGAAAGAAGUAGAAGUUGUACAGGACCCCAAGCCAGAGUCUUCAUCCUUCAAGAAAGGCUUACCAGUGAUAGAGGACAGGAGGGAAGAAAAGCUGGUUAUUAGAAGAGUGAAGAAGGAAAAAAAUGAAGAAGGGGAUCUGGCAUUUCAGGUGAAAGUCCGAAAGGUUUCUACAGAUGGAGGUUCGGGCUCACAACACAAGGAAGAGAUGACAAUGGAGUCGAUGGAACAGAAAGCUCAAGGGCUGGAGAUGCAAAAAGUCAUCAUCCCACCCCUGCCUUCCUCGUCCCACCCCAACACCUGUGGCGUGUGUGGUAAGAGUUUUAGCCGCCGCUCCAACCUGGCCAAGCACCAGAUCAUCCACACGGGCGAGAAGCCUUACCGCUGCAAUGACUGUGGACGCAGUUUUAACCAGAGCUCUGCGCUCACCAAGCAUCAGAGGACACACACUGGGGAGCGGCCCUAUGUCUGUGGGGACUGUGGGAAGGCCUUCACUGCUAGCUCCAACCUCCUCCAGCAUCGGCGCUUCCACACUGGCGAACGGCCCUAUCGCUGCGAACUGUGUGGCAAAGCCUUCUCCCAGAGCUCAAACUACAACCUGCACCGCCGGGGCCACACAGGCGUCACGCCGUACCAGUGCGGGGUGUGUGGCAAGCGCUUCACGGGCAGCUCCUGCCUCACCCGCCACCAGAGGACCCACACUGGGGAGAAGCCGUACCAGUGCCAGGAGUGCGGCAAGCGCUUUUCUGGGAGCUCCACUCUCGCUAACCACCGACGCACCCAUACUGGCGAGAAGCCUUAUGGCUGUGCGGAAUGUGGCAAGCGAUUCACGCACCACUCCAACCUGGUGGACCACUGGCGGGUUCACACCGGCGAAAAGCCUUACGUGUGCAGUGAGUGUGGGAAAAGCUUCCGGUUGAGCUCACACAUCAUCCGACACCGCCGCACUCACGCCAAUGCCCGGGCCACCAGCUUGGGCCACGAUCUUCUCAACAGCGUCAUGGCCAGCUUUGAUGAGGCCAACCUCAAGGCGCACCAUUUUGGCCUUGGUUACACCAGUGACGGCAGUGCCGAUGUCAGCAGUCCCCAUGUCGCCAAUCACGAUGGCCUGUUUGGCGAUUCCAGCAUCUCCAAUGGCAACAACGAUACCGAUGAGGAAGACAGCGACCGGCUUCUUAUCUGCAGUCAGUGUGGCAAAGGUUUCCACCUGGAGUCCGAUUCUCAAGAGCGAAGCCAAGAAGACUCAGCAAUGGGGGACGGUCCCUAUAGUUGUACUGAGUGUGGCAACAGCUGUUGGACGAGGAUGGAAGGCCAGCACAUCAUGGCCCAGGUCCACAUCCAGGCCCCUUUGUCUUCCUCCUCCUCCUCCUCCUCUGUGGCUGGAGAGGAAUCCAGGAGGUUGCCCCACCCAGCUCGGGAUCGCAUGGCUGGUGGCCGUUUGCUGGACAGCCAGAGCUUAGAUGGGAUCAGCCAGGUCUAUGGGGCCUCCAAGGCCCAGGAGGGGAGGAGAGCCACCAUCUCCAGCGCCUUGGAGUUGGAAGGCACGGUCAGCCACGACGGGGACCUGACCCACUUCGUGGCCAACAACCUCCAGAUGAAGAUCAAGAUGAGCUCUCGGGGCAGCUUAGAGGACACAGAGACUACCGCCACCACCGCCUCCUCGGCCUCCUCGCAACUCUCCGUCCGGGGCAAGGUGGCCGACAUCCCGCCCGUCGACCCGCAGGUGAUCCGGGACCUGGAGCGGCUGACCCAGGACGUGGCCCAGAAGGUGGACCAGAUGCUGCGGGCCUUGAACGGCUCCAUCCAGAACAUGACGGCCCUCAGCGUGGGCUACAUCCAGACCUACCGGGACGCCGUGGACGGCCUGGGCGAGUCGGUGGACAUGAGCAUCAAGGGCAUGUACACCCUGAUGGCCAGGUGCGAGGAGCUGGACCGCUCCAUGCAGCCUGUCCACGCCCUCGCCAAGCAGAUCCGGGAGAUCAAGAGGACCCUGGAGGUCUUUGAGGCCUUGUUGGCAAGGUUAACUAACACUGGUGUGGUUUCCUGUAUGGAAAGUGCAAACGAAGCAUGCAUUCUGGAAGGAGCAACACUAAAAGAAGGCAUCAGCAUAAAAAAGGAAGAUGAGGAAGAGGAAGAAAAACAGCUACCAAGCACACAGACAGCAAACAAAAGGAUUGACAGAGUUGCAGAAAACCAAUGCCAAAUCUCUCCAAAGAAGGAAGUCGUAGCAGAAGAUAGAUUGCUAGAAAAUUCUAAUUGUGAAGCCAGCAAUGGUGAACUUGUAAUUGUGGUGGAACAGGAAUCUGUUGACAGUCUUUCAGAUAAUGACAAGGUGCCCAAAGCCACCAUUUGUCCUGACUGUGGGAAAAGCUUUAGUAACAGUUCUCACCUCAUCCGGCACCGUCGGGUCCACACCGGUGAGAAACCCUACAAAUGUUCCCACUGUGACAAAAGCUAUCGCCAGGACUCCCACCUGGUCCAACAUAUGCGCUCCCACACAGGUGAGAAGCCAUACCGGUGUACCCAUUGCGGCAAGGGCUUCUCGCAGAGCUCGAACCUCAUCAUCCACCAGCGGACUCACACGGGUGAGCGCCCCUUCACUUGCCCCGAGUGCGGUCGGAGCUUCAGCCACAGCUCUGACUUAAUUCAGCACAAGCGGAUCCACACCGGAGAGAAGCCUUACGUUUGCUCCAUCUGUGGCAAAUGCUUUUCCCAAAGCUCCAAGGUCACCCAACACAAGCGCUUCCACUCGGGGGAACGUCCCUUUUCCUGUGGAGAGUGCAACAAGACUUUCCGCCUCCGUGCUGACCUGGUCCGCCACCUCCGCGCCCACACCGGUGAGCGGCCCUUUGGCUGCCCUGAGUGCGGGAAACACUUUGCUGAGAGCUCCCACCUGAUCCGGCACCAAAGGAUCCACAUGAGUGAGCGACCCUUCCGCUGCCCGGACUGUGGCAAAGGCUUCAACCAGAGCUCCAACCUCCAGCAGCACCAGCGGGUGCACGGAGGGCAGAAGCCCUUCAAGUGUGACAAAUGCGGGAAAAGUUUCGGUGUCAGCUCAGCACUGCUGCAACACCAGCGCACCCACACCGGUGAGCGACCUUACUGCUGCAAUCAGUGCGGGAAGAGCUUCACCGUCAGUUCCACCUAUCACAUACACCAGCGCAUGCAUGCUGGCCAAAAGCCCUACUCGUGCGCCGAUUGUGGGAAAAGCUUCGUACGCAGCUCCGCCCUCAUUCAGCACCAAGCCACCCACACUGGCGAAAAGCCCUUCCGAUGCCCUUUCUGUGGCAGGGGCUUUGGACAGAAAUCGGCGCUCUCUCAGCACCGACGGGCCCACAUUCGAAGAGGAGAGACAAUGGCUUUGGUGGAGGGGUGGGACGGUACCGGCAUGGAAAGCAUCGUGGACCAGGAGAUGGGAGGAGAAGUAGACAACUUGUGGCAAAGCAAUGGCCUGGGCAUCAUGGGGCAAGAUUGGCACGCUGAUGGGGAUGAGAGCAUCAGGCAGGACUGGGAGGAUGAUGGGGAUGAUGCUGACAGGCCAGAGUGGCAAGAUGAUGGGGAUGAGAGUGGAGGGCAGCGAUUGCAGGAUGGUAUUAAGGGGAUUAUGAGGCAAGAAUGGGAAGAGGGCCCAGAUGAAAAGGCGAGGGCACACUGGGAGGAUGCGGAGGAUGAAGGUGUGGAGCAGGGUUCUCGGGAAGACUCUACGGAUGGCAUGAGGCUGGAGUGUCAUGCGGUUGAUGAGGAUGGAAAGCUGGAGGAGUGUUUGCCAGAGGGUGAUGAAGGUAUGAGGUUGGAGUGCCAAGAUGACGACGACGAAGAUGAACAUGUGCAGGAAUGUGGCGAUCAAAGCAUGACAAAAGGGAAAUGCCUGGAUGGGCGCAUGGAAGGGAGGACACGGGCAAAGUUGGAAAUGGCCAUGGGGGAUAAUUUCAGGCAGAAGGAAACGAGUGGGACAGCAAUGGCCGGACAGUGAAGGCGAUAGUGAUGGGCAUAGUUGGCUGGGAGAUGGAGAAGAUGGCUUGGAGGAAGAGACAGGAUUGGCACGACAAAAGAUCUUGUGGAGUUCAAGUGAACCUCUGAAUGGGAAAGGGAUAUCCUGGGAAUCAUUGGCAGCCAAAACCAUUAAUUCAAGAUGCAGGAGCUAGAAACGGCUCGACUACCUCUUGAUGCCAAAUAGCCUUGGCCUUCUGCAGCACUUAUUGCUGUUUGCAAGAUAUUGUCAGGGAUGCUUUUCCUCAUCCCAAAACUUGCAUGCCUGGGUUGGGAAGUGCUGAAUGGUUGCCUCGUGGAUGAUGACAGAGAUCUCUGUAUUGUCUCCAGUCUCGUACCAUUUGCUAACCAAGUUAAUUCCAAAUCGGAUGGGUUUUAUCCAGACUGUUUUCAACCUUACCAUACGUAUGUCUAUGGUGUGCCAUAUUCUGUGCUAAACUAUCAAGCUCCUCCCCUGAGGUAGGUGCCUUGACAUUAAUGCAGGCAUGGGCAAACUUGGUCCCUUCAGGUGUUUUGGACUCCAACUCCCACCAUUCCUAACAGCCUUAGGCCCUUUCCUUUUCCCCCUCAGCCGUUUAAGCGGCAGAGGGGGAAAAGGUAAGGGCCCGAGGCUGUUAGGAAUGGUGGGAGUUGAAAUCAAAAAUACCUGGAGGGCCCAAGUUUGCCCAUGCCUGCAUUAACACCUGGUUGCCACACCUUGGUCUGAAAGCUUUGAAACCGUCGGCAAAAAUUGUGCUUUGUGAACAAACCCCAUUAAUAUCAUAUUUUAUUUUUACACUUAUUUAGGAGCCCGGAUGAAUCUGGGAACAUGUGUAAAACAACAGUAUUGAAACUAGAAGAGCUUUUUGAACUUUUUAUUGCAUGCACCAGACCCUUUCCCCUCCACCCCCCAACUGUAGUUAUUUUUGUAACAUUGGGAUUUCCUGCAUUUAUCUACAUCUCCUUCUUAAGAAGUAAUAAAAGCUCUUUUUGAUUCUA